AUGCACAUGUGGGGAGCACUUCUUGCUUCCAAUGUGAUGCUGCAACGCCAAUGUUUCCAAUGUUUCUAUGUGAUGCUCCAAUGUUCUUGUACUGCUGUUUCGGCGCGGCACGCCAACGUGUCUCUCUCACGCGGCGGCCAGAACCGCGACAACGGUGAGACUCGCCUGCCCAGCACGGGACGGCAGCCCGCAGACGCGCUCGUCGACUCGGCGGCAGCUGCUCCACGGUGCGCGGAGGCAUCGGCUCCGCCGAUUGAGGCGACAACCCAGCAAGUUGGGGGAGGAGCGGAGGACGACGAGGAGGAAGAAAGAGGAGGACGACGACGAGGAAGAGGGGCACGGGAUGAGCUCUCGCAGGUGCGUAGUUACGCACCAGAAAGCGCACGGCACUCCGAAGGCGGUGGCUCGCAAGAACAAGCACUUCGGUACAUCGUUACACUGGUGACCUCAUCCAAGCCGUCAGCACGCCAGUCCUCUUGCAUGACAGAUGCUGCGAUGCUGCAGACACGCGCUGGCUUAAGUUCUUGUUCUAGGAGCAGGGUAACAUUUUCGUGCCGCUGUAACAACUCUGCCAUAUCAUCAUCCGGGGACGCGAGAGAUCUAGGGUCAUGCAGUUCCCAUCCGAGCGCCGUGCUGUAGUGCAACUCGCGCAAGCGGCGCACCGCCGUCGAUCUCUCAGCAAUCUCAGUGACCAACUCCUUACGGACAUCACCCACGCUGCGAUUGCACCACAUAUGUUUCUGCGUCUUCCUGCGCUUCAGGGUUGACUCUGUCUUUGUCAGGCUUUCUUGGGCUUCGUCGUCAAGAGCAGGGCGGACGUCGUCCAUAAGCUCAAUCCACUGUGUGAUCUUCGGGCACAUGUGGACGUUCACACCAGUGAAAAUGGCAUCGUUGAUAAGCCAGAUGAAGAACGUCACAAUUCCUGUCCACUGCGCGAACUUGUCCACCAACUUCGUUCCCUUCAUGAGGAUGUUCACUGCCUCCACCGUGCCGAAGGCGCCGUACACGUUGUUGAAGGCAAACCACCAGAGCGCCAUGCCCUUAUCGAGGGCCCCCUGGGCAGAUAUCUUCAUCAAUUGUGCCAGCUGCAGUGGGACCCACAAGAGGACAGACCACGGGUCUGUCCCAGCGACAGCUGCGGAGUGCACCCGGGACAGCUGCGCCAGAGAGUCGCCCUGUGCCAGGCCCGCCGAUGCUGGCCUGCCCGGUGCUGCUGCGCAAUACGGCGCCUGACACGUUGCGUUCGCCAAUAUGUCCCCCUCCAGGCUGAACUUCCGACCCGCCACCUGGGCGCCGCCGCAGAAGACCACGUGGUCUGGGCGCUGGCACUUGCACCCCGCACUGCGGAACCACCUGGACCACCUGCCGACGGCUCCCGCCACAACACCACACCUGAGAAACCUCGCCCGGACGGCGAGCGCGCGCGCCUCCGGCGCGCAGUACGGCGUGUGGCAGCCAGCGGUCUUGACGACGUUGCGCACGAGGAACUUGCGCAUAGCGACCUGCACGUCCCC
Molecule: messenger RNA, 1514 nt
Organism: Prorocentrum cordatum
Lineage: Eukaryota; Dinophyceae; Prorocentrales; Prorocentraceae
Source: the annotation of a GenBank genome assembly